CGUAUCCCUGCGCCGCCGUGUGAGAGGAAGCCGCUGAAUGAGGAGCCGCGCGGGGGAAGCGGGGCGCCGGGGGAGGAGGCGGCGGGAUGGGAGCAGACGCUGGCGUCGCGCGAGCCCCGGGCGCAGCGGCGCGCUAGAGAGGGCGGCGGCGGCGCGCGCGGAGCCCUGACGUGCCCCCCCUCUACCCCCCCGCCGCGGCCUUUCUUCUCUCUCCGGGGCGCCGGGAAGCAUGAACGUGCAGCCCCGCCGCCGCGGCGGCCCCGGCUCGGCGCCUCCCCCCGUGCGGGCCGCCCGUCGCCGCUGAGAGGCCGGAGCGCGACGAGGGAAGAUGGGGGCCGUGCUGAGGAGCCUCCUGGCCUGCAGUCUCUGCGUGCUCCUGAGAGCUGCCCCUUUGUUGCUCUAUGCAAACAGACGGGACUUGAGAUUGGUCGAUGCUACAAAUGGCAGAGAGAAUGCUACAAUCGUAGUUGGAGGCUUGGAGGAUGCGGCCGCGGUGGACUUUGUGUUUGGUCAUGGCUUGAUAUACUGGAGUGAUGUCAGUGAAGAAGCCAUUAAACGAACAGAGUUUAACAAAACUGAGAGUGUACAGAAUGUUGUUGUUUCUGGAUUACUGUCCCCCGAUGGGCUGGCAUGUGAUUGGCUUGGAGAAAAAUUGUACUGGACAGAUUCUGAAACGAACCGGAUUGAAGUUUCAAAUUUAGAUGGAUCUUUACGAAAAGUUUUGUUUUGGCAAGAGUUGGAUCAACCCAGAGCUAUUGCCUUAGAUCCUUCAAGUGGGUUUAUGUACUGGACAGACUGGGGAGAAGUGCCAAAGAUAGAACGUGCUGGAAUGGAUGGUUCAAGUCGCUUCAUUAUAAUAAACACUGAAAUUUACUGGCCAAAUGGACUGACUUUGGAUUAUGAGGAACGGAAACUUUAUUGGGCAGAUGCGAAGCUUAAUUUCAUCCACAGAUCAAAUCUGGAUGGAACAAAUCGGCAGGCAGUUGUUAAAGGUUCCCUUCCACACCCUUUUGCUUUGACGUUAUUUGAGGACACAUUGUACUGGACUGACUGGAACACGCACUCUAUCUUGGCUUGUAACAAGUACACUGGAGAGGGUCUGCGUGAAAUCCAUUCUAACAUCUUCUCUCCCAUGGAUAUACACGCCUUCAGCCAACAGAGGCAGCCAAAUGCUACAAAUCCAUGUGGAACUGAUAAUGGUGGCUGUUCCCACUUGUGUUUGAUGUCUCCAGUCAAGCCUUUUUAUCAGUGUGCUUGCCCAACAGGGGUCAAACUCCUGGAGAAUGGAAAAACCUGCAAAGAUGGUGCUACUGAAUUACUGCUUUUAGCCAGAAGAACAGACUUGAGACGCAUUUCUUUGGAUACACCAGAUUUCACAGACAUUGUUCUACAAUUAGAAGACAUCCGGCAUGCCAUCGCCAUAGACUAUGAUCCUGUGGAGGGCUACAUAUACUGGACUGACGAUGAAGUGAGGGCCAUACGCCGCUCAUUCAUAGAUGGGUCUGGCAGUCAGUUUGUGGUCACAGCUCAGAUUGCGCAUCCUGAUGGGAUUGCUGUGGACUGGGUUGCCCGGAAUCUUUACUGGACAGACACUGGCACCGACCGAAUAGAAGUGACAAAGCUCAAUGGAACCAUGAGGAAGAUUGUAAUUUCAGAGGACUUAGAGGAGCCCCGGGCUAUUGUUUUAGAUCCCAUGCUUGGGUACAUGUAUUGGACUGACUGGGGGGAAAUCCCCAAAAUUGAACGAGCAGCUCUGGAUGGUUCUGACCGAGUCGUGUUGGUUAACACUUCACUCGGUUGGCCAAAUGGUUUAGCCUUGGAUUAUGAUGAAGGCAAAAUAUACUGGGGAGAUGCCAAGACAGACAAAAUUGAGGUCAUGAGUACAGAUGGCACUGGGAGGAGAGUACUGGUGGAAGAUAAAAUCCCUCACAUAUUCGGCUUUACUCUGUUGGGUGACUAUGUUUACUGGACGGACUGGCAGAGGCGGAGCAUCGAAAGAGUGCACAAGCGAAGUGCGGAAAGAGAAAUCAUCAUAGAUCAGCUUCCUGAUCUCAUGGGCCUGAAGGCCACAAAUGUUCACCAAAUCAUUGGUUCCAACCCCUGUGCUGAGGAGAAUGGGGGAUGUAGCCAUCUUUGCCUUUACAGACCUCAGGGCCUUCGCUGUGCCUGUCCAAUUGGCUUUGAACUCAUCAGUGACAUGAAAACCUGCAUUGUCCCAGAAGCGUUCCUUUUGUUUUCACGGAGAGCAGAUAUAAGGCGAAUUUCUUUAGAAACUAACAAUAAUAAUGUGGCCAUCCCUCUGACCGGUGUUAAAGAAGCUUCUGCUUUGGAUUUUGAUGUGACAGACAAUCGUAUCUACUGGACUGAUAUAUCACUCAAGACCAUCAGCAGAGCCUUCAUGAAUGGCAGUGCACUGGAGCACGUGGUAGAAUUUGGCUUAGACUAUCCAGAAGGCAUGGCAGUGGACUGGCUUGGGAAGAACUUGUACUGGGCAGAUACAGGAACAAAUCGAAUUGAGGUGUCAAAGCUCGAUGGGCAACACCGACAAGUUUUGGUGUGGAAAGACCUAGAUAGUCCCAGAGCUCUUGCUUUGGACCCUGCCGAAGGAUUUAUGUACUGGACUGAAUGGGGUGGAAAGCCUAAGAUAGACAGAGCUGCUAUGGAUGGAAGUGAACGUACUACAUUAGUUCCAAAUGUGGGGCGGGCAAACGGCCUAACUAUUGACUAUGCUAAAAGGAGACUUUAUUGGACAGACCUGGACACCAACUUAAUAGAAUCUUCAAACAUGCUUGGACUCAACCGUGAAGUUAUAGCAGAUGACUUGCCUCAUCCUUUUGGUUUAACUCAGUACCAAGAUUACAUCUACUGGACGGACUGGAGCCGACGCAGCAUUGAGCGUGCCAACAAAACCAGUGGCCAAAACCGCACCAUCAUUCAGGGCCAUUUGGAUUAUGUGAUGGACAUCCUCGUCUUUCACUCCUCUCGGCAGGCAGGAUGGAAUGAGUGUGCUUCCAGCAAUGGGCACUGCUCCCACCUCUGCUUGGCUGUGCCCAUUGGAGGUUUUGUUUGUGGAUGCCCUGCCCACUACUCUCUUAAUGCUGACAAUAGGACUUGCAGUGCUCCGACUACUUUCCUGCUCUUCAGCCAAAAGAGCGCCAUCAACCGCAUGGUGAUUGAUGAGCAGCAGAGCCCUGACAUCAUCCUUCCUAUCCACAGCCUUCGGAAUGUCCGUGCCAUUGACUAUGACCCACUGGACAAGCAGCUCUACUGGAUUGACUCCCGGCAAAACUUGAUCCGCAAAGCACAAGAAGAUGGCAGUCAGGGCUUUACUGUUGUUAUGAGCUCAGUUCCAAAUCAGAACUCAGAUUUACAGCCGUAUGAUCUCAGCAUUGAUAUUUACAGCCGCUACAUCUACUGGACUUGUGAGGCCACCAAUGUCAUUAAUGUAACAAGAUUAGAUGGAAAACCAGUUGGAGUGGUGCUGAAAGGAGAGCAAGACAGACCUCGGGCCAUUGUGGUAAACCCAGAGAAAGGGUAUAUGUAUUUUACCAAUCUUCAGGAAAGGUCUCCUAAAAUUGAACGGGCUGCUUUGGAUGGAACAGAACGAGAGGUUCUGUUUUUCACUGGCUUAAGUAAACCAAUUGCGCUAGCCCUUGAUAGCAGACUGGGUAAACUCUUCUGGGCUGAUUCAGAUCUCCGACGAAUUGAAAGCAGUGACCUUUCAGGUGCCAACCGUAUAGUCCUGGAAGACUCCAAUAUCUUGCAGCCUGUGGGGCUGACUGUGUUUGAAAAUUGGCUAUAUUGGAUUGACAAGCAACAGCAGAUGAUUGAAAAAAUUGACAUGACCGGUCGAGAGGGUAGAACCAAAGUCCAGGCUCGAAUUUCCCAGCUUAGUGACAUUCAUGCAGUAAAGGAGCUGAACCUUCAGGAAUACAGACAACAUCCAUGUGCUCAGGAUAAUGGUGGCUGUUCACAUAUUUGUCUUGUAAAAGGAGAUGGUACUACAAGGUGCUCUUGCCCUAUGCACUUAGUUCUGCUUCAAGAUGAGUUAUCAUGUGGCGAGCCCCCAACAUGUUCUCCACAGCAAUUUACUUGUUUCACAGGGGAAAUUGACUGUAUCCCUGUAGCGUGGCGCUGUGAUGGGUUUACUGAGUGCGAGGACCACAGUGAUGAGCUCAACUGUCCUGUCUGUUCAGAGUCCCAGUUCCAGUGCACCAGUGGGCAGUGUAUUGAUGGUGCCCUCCGAUGCAAUGGUGAUGCAAACUGCCAGGAUAAAUCAGAUGAGAAGAACUGUGAAGUGCUUUGUUUAAUAGAUCAGUUUCGCUGUGCCAGUGGUCAGUGCAUCGGAAAACACAAGAAAUGUGAUCAUAAUGUGGAUUGCAGUGACAAAUCAGAUGAGCUGGAUUGUUAUCCAACUGAGGAGCCGGCACCACAGGCCACCAAUACAGUCGGUUCUGUUAUUGGAGUGAUCGUCACCAUUUUUGUGUCUGGAACCAUAUAUUUUAUCUGCCAGAGGAUGUUGUGUCCACGUAUGAAGGGAGAUGGGGAAACCAUGACUAAUGACUAUGUAGUUCACGGGCCAGCUUCUGUGCCCCUGGGUUAUGUGCCACACCCAAGUUCAUUGUCAGGGUCUCUUCCAGGAAUGUCUCGAGGUAAAUCAAUGAUCAGCUCUCUCAGCAUCAUGGGAGGAAGCAGUGGACCUCCUUAUGAUCGAGCACAUGUCACAGGAGCAUCAUCAAGUAGUUCUUCAAGCACCAAAGGCACUUACUUUCCUGCAAUUUUGAACCCUCCGCCAUCCCCAGCCACCGAGCGAUCACACUACACUAUGGAGUUUGGUUACUCUUCAAAUAGUCCUUCCACUCACAGGUCCUACAGCUACAGACCGUACAGCUACCGACACUUUGCACCCCCCACCACUCCCUGCAGCACAGACGUUUGUGACAGUGACUAUGCUCCCAGCCGGAGAAUGACCUCAGUGGCGACAGCCAAGGGCUACACCAGUGACUUGAACUAUGACUCAGAGCCUGUGCCCCCACCUCCCACACCCCGAAGCCAAUAUUUGUCUGCAGAAGAGAACUAUGAAAGCUGCCCACCUUCUCCAUACACAGAGCGGAGCUACUCUCAUCACCUCUACCCACCGCCACCCUCACCCUGCACAGACUCCUCCUGAGGAGGGGCCCUCCUCCUCUGACUGCCUCCAACGCCAUCGUGUAAAUACAAAUGUGGUUGAGACCUGGAGGGGGGGAGGGAGAUACUAGAGAAGGAUGAGGCAGACCAUGUACAGUUAAAGAUUAUAAAUGGGGUAGGGAAUACUGGAGAUAUUUGUACAGAAGAAAAGGAUAUUUAUAUUUUCUUAAAACAGCAAUUUGCUGCUUGUGCCAUAAAAUUUGUAUGAAAAUAAAUUUGUACUAAAAGUUUUAUUUUUGCAAACUUAAAUACACAAAGCAUGCCUUAAACCCAGUGAAGUAACUGAGUACAAAGAAAACAGGAAUGAUAGAGGCAUCACUAACCAGGAAUAUCUGGCAUUUGUUAAUACCAAAAGAGAGAGAGAGGAAUAAUAAUAAUAAUAAUAAAAGUUAAAUCCAUCUCAGAGCAGCAAACAUAGUUAUUGGAAGUAGCCAAAUAGCCUUCAUGUUAAUUUAACACUUGAGGGCCGGUAUGUUUAAGUCACAAAAGGAAUUAACACUUCAGACAUGGCUUUCUUUUCUAAGAGUCCCAACAAUUCUAGUGAGAAAAAUUGAUGUUUGUAAACUCCAUCCUGAGUGUUGCUCCUGUCAGACUCGAUCAGCUGUCUAGAAGGUGCUGUGGGCCUAUUUGUGCAAGUCUUCUGCCCCUACCUUAGAAAUCACACCUUGCCCCAAAAGGAUUUUUUUUUUUUAAUUUGAGGAUUGAUUGAAUGGAAUUUUCUAAAUUUUCAUUUGAAUAUUUCUACCAGCACCAUUCCCCAGUAGGCUUAGCUCUUCAGUUUGACUGCUAUCUCUGCACAGUAAUCAAGAGAGAGAUAUUUUACUUCUUCCCCCUUUACUUCCGAGAUUGUUUUACUGCUCAGUGAAAUGCCAUUUUACCACACAUAUAGACAGUGCUAAAGAAUGACAAGUUUAACCAUUGUUUUUGUUGUGAACCAAUCAUAUAUCCUUGCAGUACUUUCAGCAUAUAUAAUAUCACAAUAUGAAAUCACUUAGACAUGUAUUUUUUCUAGUAAAACAUUUACAUAUGUUCUCACUAGAGACAAUCUAUUUAAAGAGAUAUUUUUGUAAUCAUUAGAUUUUUUCCCUCUAUUAACUCUUUUUGACAUUUUCAUGUUCUUGGCCAAUUUCCCUCAGAAUGAUCUCUGCAUACAUACCUCUUCUAAUGUGUGACAUGAGUUUAACCUCUUCCUGUUACCCACUGUGAAUGUUAGGUUGUUUGUAGACUAUCCACAAACUCUUAGAAUCACCUCGUAGACUUGUUUGUGUUCUCUGUUAUCCUAUCAUGGAAUAAGAUGAUUUAACCAAACUUAACUGUGGAUUCGAGGAGAAUGCAAGUAGUCACUUGUAAGCUGUCACACCUGGGCAGAGGAAUAGAGGAAGGGUUUUGUCAUCAGUCGACUUGCUGCAUCUUCAGGUACUAAGGCUGCUGCUGUUUCAGCUCUUUGGGCUGGCCUGUGGACUGAUGCUAGCCAGUGCUGCUGCCAGAAAGGAAUUCUCCACUUUUUACAUGUUUCUAGCACUCCUCUGCCACAGCCAAAUGUGUUUUUAAACUUAGCAGGUGUUUUUAAAUGUGUUUUCACCUUAGCAGGUGUCAGUCAGCUACUGAAUGUCUUUAGUUUUGUUGUGGUAUUGUAUCCCAUCUGGCUGAGACCUCUUUGGAUUUUAAGGCCCAAGAGAAAACAGAAGAAAAUAUUCAGUUUUUAGCAGGGGGGAAGUACAUUUUUUAAGAACUAAAAAAAAAAAAUAGCCGAGUAAACUUUUUCAAGAGAAAAUGGGGUUUCUGAUUAAUUCUUAGAUUGUUGGGGGACAACUUGUAUGAAUCAGGUGCACUUGAUUUCACAUAUGAAUAAUUGGUAAACCGUCUGUGUCUUGUAUUUCAGUCAGACAAAUGUUAUUUCUUCUUGUUGCUAGAAUCAAGUGUUCCUAGUCUAACAGAGAGUGGACAUUGUAGUUAACAUUCUGUGACACCUGGGCACAUGAACAUAAAUGGAGAUGGAAAGGUUAGCAAUAACUGGGUAUUGAUUAGAAUUUGAGAAUUCUAUGUGUUUACAUUUUUUAAUGUGCAUCUUUAUCUGUUGGGCUUCCCAUGUGGGAACUUGCACUAUAAAUGAACUAAGAAGAAUAUCGCCUUGUUAUAUCUCAGUCCAAGUGCUUGUACUGUGAUGGCAAUGGCCUCUUCUUGCAAAAUACUAAUCUGUGUGCCAAUUUGUUUGAAAUUCUUUGAAGGCAGUUCAGCUUAAUCUCAGAAUCCUCUUUUAGUUGAGUCUUUACAUUCUGAGCAGUACUUUUGAGUACCAAAAUUGUCAACGUUUGGGAAAGCUGCAUUGUUCCUCAGUUUACAUGGACACUUAAGCUUAAGUAAACUAUGCUGAUGAGAGUGGAAAAAGAGUUGGAAAAAACUAAGGACGAAACAUUAACAUAAAUGCACAAAGUAGAUGGGUAAGGAGCAAAAGUUUUAAAUUUGGUGUAGAUAGCAUUAUUUGUGGGGAGGUAGUAAAGUUCCAUUAGAUUCCUUAAAUACUACUUAUUUUGAACAUAUGCCUUGAAGUCUGACUGUUUACUGAUGUGAUUAAGAUGACCUGAGAAAUCAAGUUGAGCAUCACAUAAAUGUGUGUAAUCAUAGAAACUAUUCCACAUUGAAGUAGUUCUAUUGUAACUCUGAAAUUUAAUAACUUUGAACUUGGCUCCUGCAGCACCUUGAUUUUCUGAAUGGUGCUCCAAGGUGUUUUUAUUAUUAUUACUAUUAUUUGCCAGCAGGGUUAUCAUAGGCUCAGUGCCUGCACAACAACUCAACUGCUCCUAGUGACCUUCCUUUCCCCUAUUCUUUGAUAGAGAAUGAGAGAGAAAAACAGAGGAGAAACACCUAUAACGCUGUUCCACCACUCAUGAAGCUUCCCUCCCUGGAGGUGAGGACUGGGGCCUUGAGCCUGGUCCUUGUACAUGGUACCAUGUACACUCUACCUGGUGUGCCACCACCCAUCCCCUCUCAUAAAGUUUUACUGUACUUUUGACACUUUCUUGUCCUGGCAGAUGUUGUCUAUUUUUAACAGAAAGCUAUAAUUUUUUUAAAAACAGAAAUGCUUUUUUCCUGACUAUAAUAAGUUUGAGAACAACCUUUAUAAAUCAAAUAUAUUUAAAAAGAGCCACUAUCUAUACUAGGUAUCAAUUAUUUGGGGAGAGGGAGGGGGAGUCUCGUUAUUAUGAAGAAGACUUGAAGCUUGGGUUUGGAGCUGCAGCCUUCUUAACCUGUUAAUGAGCUGUGUUUAUUACGUGACCUCAUACCAGUAUCACGGUACAGACUGUUUACUUGCGGUACCAGAAAGGCUUGCCCAUAGCAAGCCUGCUUCUCUGAAGUAGAUGUGCUGCUGUUUCCCUAGCUAAUCCUGUGCUCAGAUUAGAUUCUUAGAAUUGUAGCUGUAAAAAUGGCUUUAUUUCUUAAAGGGAAGAAACUUGCCACUGCAUUGAUCUGCAUGCCUCAAAACCUGCAUGAUAGUUAUCAGUAAACAUCUAGCAAAAUUUAGCAAAACGGCUUUCCACAGAUCACCUCUGUCCUGACUAAUAAAUGCAGUGCUGGAGUCGGUGUGGUGGCAAAUGUGGCUGUGAGUGCGUGAUCAUCAGCUGGUGGGCAACUGGGACUGUACACUUCAUGUAGAUGGGGACCAAGUCAUGAAGUUUAUAACUAGAUGUUUAAAGUGUGUUUGGAGAAUUCCCACUCAAGAAAUUUAGUUUUAUUUGGUAUUCCUUUCCUCACCCCAAGGUUAAAAUGAACCAGGACUUAAAAGAUGAAUUUAGAAAGCAUUGUAACGUGUAUAGUUUCUAACUUCUGGGAUUUUAGCUUGUGAAAGUCUUGAGGUCUUUAGGGUUUUUUAGGGUCUUUUUUGGGUUUCAAGCAUAACAUUUGAUAUUUAUGUUUUAAAACAGUUGUAAAUUGUGAGUAUCGUGAAGCAACAUACUGAGGACAGUCAUUUAACUUUGCAUCACAACCCUGUGCCAAAAUGGAGAGGGAGAUGGAUUCAUGAUUUAAUCUAGUUGAUUUUGAGGGGAAUUAUUGAGUGCCAUCACCCUCUUUGAGUUGAGGUCAACUUGGCACUUUCUGUUUUCAUAAGGCAUCCUUAAAACAUGCAGAGGCUAACUGCUGGGGGGCGGGGAGGGGAAUCCGAAUGAUUUUACAGAUAGAAUUGUAAACUAUGUUAUGUCUUGUACUCAGAAAUGGAGUAUAGCCCUAAGAAAAAACCUAACUUUUAGAUUUCCCAUUAGAGUUUGCCCAAAAUUAACACCAAAGAAUUACAGUGUGCUUUUGCUUACCAGUCCACUCUCCUUUUUUUUUUUUUAAAUCACAUGUAAGCAAGGUGGGAAUAUAUCUGCAUCCCCAUGCCUAAAUGUAUUAAAGGAGCACAAUUCUGAUGACGUCUAGUGUCACAGGGGAGGACCUGGAGCUAGAGAGGGACAUUUUUUAAAAGAGUGAAGAGGAUACCAGGAAGCUUAAGCUGGACUCGCCUUAUUUGCAAGUGAAGGAUCUGGUGCUGCUUUCAGAUGUUUAUCUUUGUGUUUUUAAUUUUUUCCUUGAGCUUUAAUCUUUGUCAUUGUCUUAAAGUCAGCUGGUGUUUCUUGUUCAUGGACUUUGGUACCAUUGGUGCUUUGCAAGGAUGUAUUUAUAUUUUAAUGGCCAACAUUUGGUCAGCCCUUGUCCACUAUUCACUUCCCCCUUUUUGUAAAAUAAGUGCUUUAAUUGUAAACUGUACAAAAAAUACCUUGUAUAAAUCCCCAUUUUGAUUAUUACAAUAAGCUGAGCUGUAACAAAUGAAAUGUUGAUUUUUAUAAUAAAACUGGAAAAAAUAA
Erinaceus europaeus (western European hedgehog) is the source of this 10028-nucleotide messenger RNA. It is a transcript of the gene LRP6, whose product is annotated as LDL receptor related protein 6. Lineage: Eukaryota; Metazoa; Chordata; Mammalia; Eulipotyphla; Erinaceidae. The transcript is spliced from 23 exons. Bases 329 to 5170 code for a protein of 1613 amino acids. Gene Ontology annotation, molecular function: Wnt-protein binding; Wnt receptor activity. The record is from RefSeq and is a predicted model, not a curated record. Gene Ontology annotation, biological process: Wnt signaling pathway involved in somitogenesis; receptor-mediated endocytosis involved in cholesterol transport; canonical Wnt signaling pathway.